AUGGCUGAGAUCCGCCGAAAGCUCGUCAUUGUCGGCGAUGGUGCUUGUGGUAAAACCUGUUUGUUGAUUGUUUUCUCCAAGGGCACUUUCCCCGAGGUCUACGUCCCCACCGUUUUCGAGAACUACGUCGCCGAUGUCGAGGUCGAUGGCAAGCACGUCGAGCUCGCCCUAUGGGAUACUGCUGGUCAAGAGGAUUACGACCGUCUUCGACCUCUGUCCUACCCCGACUCCCACGUUAUCCUGAUCUGCUUUGCUGUUGACUCUCCCGACUCUCUCGACAACGUCCAGGAGAAGUGGAUCUCUGAGGUUCUGCACUUCUGCCAAGGUCUCCCUAUCAUUCUCGUCGGCUGCAAGAAGGACUUGCGGUACGACCAGAAGACUAUCGAGGAGCUCCGAAAGACCAGCCAGAAGCCUGUCUCCCCCGAGGAGGGUGAGGAGGUUCGCAAGAAGAUCGCUGCCUACAAGUACCUUGAGUGCUCAGCCAAGACCAACGAGGGCGUCCGCGAGGUGUUUGAGCACGCUACUCGCGCUGCUCUGCUGUCGCGAAGCACCCGUGGUAGCAAGCACAAGAAGUGCCUUGUUCUUUCAAUCUCAACUUGGCCCCGGCAGUUCGGAUACGGGUUCGUGGCAGCCAAAGAGGAGAAGGCUGUCGGCAUGCAUCGGUUUUCUCGGAAUCUGGAGUUUGAUAUCGUCUCGCUCAUGUCUGGUCCAUCGGCCUACGCGCCGACCCUUCUCGCUGGAUUGAUGGUUUUCUUGUCGGCAGAGCCCAUGGUUUCCUGGACCUCCUGA
Molecule: messenger RNA, 789 nt
Organism: Fusarium subglutinans
Lineage: Eukaryota; Fungi; Ascomycota; Sordariomycetes; Hypocreales; Nectriaceae
Product: GTPase Rho
Exons: 6
Coding region: 1-789 (262 amino acids)
Biological process (GO): small GTPase-mediated signal transduction
Molecular function (GO): GTPase activity; GTP binding
Source: RefSeq, a predicted model, not a curated record